UGAGGGUGGGAUGCUACAUUUGUUACUUGCUGCACGCUUGUUGUUGACACACAACUCUUUGGCAGUCGAGGUGGUGAAAUGACACAGAGGACUAUUAAUGCUGUAAAAUAGAAAGAGACAGAAAACCUCUCUGGGCUCAUUGAAAUACAUCUGCGUCACUGACAAGAUGGGGGAGGGAGGGAUGGAUGGAAGUGACAAUUUGGACCUGAGAUCUAUGACAGCACAGUUGUGUGUGAGCGUGCAUAUAUAGGGACCACAUUGUUUGCAGUACCUGUCAAAGACUCUUCGUUGGUUUUAUGCAAUUCUCUGGAGACAGCUGCGUGAAGUGGGGAGGAAGCUUGUAGGUGACUCUUUUAAGGUGUAAAGCCACCUGCCCUGCCUGCAGGUUGUAUCGUAUUGUUCACAAGGUAACCUCGUCAUUCUGUCUGAGUGAGGGUUUCAGCAAUUAGUGUGUGCACCGCUCAAAUCUGGGCGCCCCCAAUGUAAAACAUCCACACACACACACACCAGCUCUGUGCCUCGCUCCAUACAACUGGACUCCUCCUCCUCUUCCCCCUACCUCCCUCCUUUUUUUUAUUUUCGCUAAACUCUUACACUUGAUACACAUACACACACGAAGUCAGCAGGAGUUCAGACAGCAACGACAUGUCAGGCUCCGGGAGGAAGGAAUUCGACGUGAAACACAUCCUGCGGCUUCGCUGGAAACUGUUCAACCACCCGCCCUCCAGCUCAAGCGGGACUGGGGGCUGCCCACAGCAGCAGCAGCAGCAGCAGCAGCAACAACAGGACAGCUUCGAGCACUGGGGCACCAGCCAGAACAGGCUGAAAAAUCACAGUCACGACAGAGGCAUCGGCUCCUGGAAAAAAAGCAGCGCUCUCAAUGGCAUCCUGCCCCCGGGACACAGCAGAGGUGGCACAUUGCAGUGCCAGACACAGCAACGCACUGUCUUUUACGUGGAAACGCUGGAAGAAGUGCCCAGGUUAGAGUUUACCAGGGAGGGCACGGCAACACUGGAAGAAGUGAAGAAGGAACUGGUGAACACUGACUGUUGUGAGGGAACAGGUGAUGGAUGCCUGCACAGGCUGACAGUGACUAGCCAUCCCCUGAUGCCACACAGUGAUUUGGAAGCAGGCAGCUCUGAGGAGCUCUUCCAGGCUGUGAACCAUGCAGAGCAAACCUUUUGUAAGAUGGAGAUCUAUCUGAAGCAGCAGCAGCUAUGUGAUGUCAUCCUGAUUGCUGGAAACCGAAAAAUACCUGCUCAUAGACUUGUUCUUAGUGCUGUUUCAGACUAUUUUGCUGCAAUGUUCACCAGUGAUGUUUGUGAAGCUAAGCAAGAGGAAGUCAAAAUGGAGGGCAUAGACCCUGGUGCACUCUGGGAUCUUGUUCAAUUUGCAUACACAGGCUGCCUUGAGUUAAAGGAGGAGACAAUUGAGAAUCUCUUAGCAGCUGCCUGCCUGCUCCAGCUCUCCCAAGUGGUGGAAGUAUGCUGCCAUUUCCUAAUGAAACUGCUCCAUCCAUCAAACUGCCUGGGUAUCCGUGCAUUUGCUGAUGCUCAGGGCUGCACUGAAUUAAUGAAGGUGGCUCACAGCUAUACUAUGGAACACAUUAUGGAGGUGAUCAAAAAUCAGGAGUUUCUACUACUUCCUGCAGAUGACAUCCUUAAACUUAUUGUAAGUGAUGACGUAAAUGUUCCGGAUGAAGAGACAAUAUUCCAUGCCUUGAUGCUGUGGGUGAAAUAUGACAUGCCAUCAAGAUGCAGGGAACUUGGAAAACUACUUGCUUAUAUCAGAUUACCUUUGCUACCACCGCAGCUUUUGGCAGACCUUGAAAAUAAUGCUCUCUUCAAAGAUGACCUGGAAUGCCAAAAACUUAUUCUUGAAGCGAUGAAAUACCAUCUGUUACCAGAGAGACGACCUUUAAUGCAGAGUCCAAGGACUAGGCCUCGAAAGUCUACUGUAGGAUCUCUGUACGCUGUUGGAGGGAUGGAUGCUAAUAAAGGUGCCACGACAAUAGAAAAAUAUGACCUGAGAACAAACACUUGGACCCAAGCUGGAGUGAUGAAUGGCAGGCGGCUGCAAUUUGGCCUUGCUGUCAUAGAUGAUAAACUUUAUGUGGUUGGAGGCAGAGAUGGCCUGAAGACUUUAAACACUGUAGAAUGUUACAACCCUAAAACAAAGACCUGGACUGUUUUGCCUCCUAUGUCAACUCACAGACAUGGUCUCGGAGUUGCAGUACUGGAAGGACCAAUGUACGCAGUAGGUGGCCAUGAUGGUUGGAGUUACCUAAACACAGUAGAGAGAUGGGAUCCACAAGCACGUCAGUGGACCUUUGUGGCCAGUAUGUCUAUUGCCAGAAGCACAGUGGGAGUGGCAGCAUUAAAUGGCAAGCUGUAUGCUGUCGGAGGGAGAGACGGGAGUGCUUGUCUCAAAUCUAUAGAAUGCUAUGACCCCCAUACCAACAAAUGGAGUAUGUGCACUCCAAUGUCCAAACGAAGAGGAGGUGUGGGUGUAGCAACAUGUGAUGGUUUCCUUUAUGCAGUUGGAGGCCACGAUGCCCCUGCUUCGAACCAUUGUUCUCGGCUUUCAGACUGUGUCGAGAGAUAUGAUCCAAAGACUGAUACCUGGACAACAAUAGCUUCGGUGAGUGUCCCCAGAGAUGCUGUUGGAGUCUGUCUCCUAGGAGACAAACUGUACGCAGUUGGCGGAUAUGACGGACAAACCUAUUUAAACACGAUGGAAUCAUAUGAUCCACAGACCAAUGAGUGGACACAGGCAGCAUCCUUAAACAUCGGAAGAGCUGGGGCCUGUGUUGUCGUUGUCAAAAUGUGAAGCUGCAGUCAAUUGUGUGAAGCU
Messenger RNA from Chiloscyllium plagiosum (whitespotted bambooshark), 2853 nucleotides. RefSeq names its product kelch-like protein 1. The record is from RefSeq and is a predicted model, not a curated record. Lineage: Eukaryota; Metazoa; Chordata; Chondrichthyes; Orectolobiformes; Hemiscylliidae. Gene Ontology annotation, molecular function: protein binding.